AUGACAGAGGAUGCUGCUUUUAGGAGCGACCUGGUGUUGAUGCCCUCUCAGUACACCACGAUUCCCCCAGCCAGGGAGACAAAGAGGCAUAUGACACAUCAGAGUAAGGCUUCAGCUGAGGUUUAUCACCCCGUCACCCUGCCCAACCUGACUGAGACUGGGAUCCGAGAAGCCCUGCUAACCUGGGUAAAAACCAACCCCUUCCUGCCUCCCAUUGCAGCAAGAGAGAUGCUCUUCACCGCCGUGAACCAUGAAAUGGCAUACAUUUACAAACUUGAGUCCUUCACUGAGCAAAGGUCUGUGUGUGUGCGCUUUGAACCCUGUCUGACAACUGCACCACUCGCAUCAUCAGAGGGACGGAGAGAACCACAGCCGUGGAAGGUUAAGGUCACCCCAGCCAAGAUGUUCACCAACCAGGUCUAUAACUACCGCCUCAUGCACACAGACUCCCACAGCAGCUGUCGGCUCUGCCAAGGUGAGAAGUGGCUGCCCUGUGAUCGGUGCUCUGGGUCAGCACGGGUCCGUUGCUCAAGCUGUCGUGGGCGUGGUUCUAGUGGGAGGCUGUGGCCGAGGGCCUGCAGCAGGUGCCAGGGGCAACGGCUUAUGCCCUGUCCGUUCUGUAUGUCACUUGGCCAGGUGUGCUGCGAGAUGUGUCUGGGAUAUGGUCGGCUCUGCUUCUUUAAGGAGCUGAGAGUGGAGUUCCGUGCCCACGCUCAGUCCCGCUUACAGGGUGGCUGUAGCAUACCUGACAAAAAGCUAUUAAGAGCCGCAGGUGAAGUGUUACACAGCAGUGUGGCAGAGACUGUCCCACCCCUCAUGACUUUCCCAGUGUCAGAGGUCAACGCAGCCUCGAGACAGCUGAUGGAGGAGUGUCACGGCCUGUGGCCUGACUGUCGGAUCAUACAGCAGAGACAUCUGCUAAAGGCUGUGCCCAUCGCGCAUGUGCAGUACACAUGGAGGAACUCUUAUGGAAACUUUUACGUCUAUGGAGCAGAGAGGGCUGUUUACUUCCCCAACUACCCACGCCCAAAGAUCUGCUGGUGCUGCCUGUAG
This is a messenger RNA of Chanos chanos (milkfish), 1053 nucleotides long. RefSeq names its product protein SSUH2 homolog. NCBI's taxonomy places the organism in Eukaryota, Metazoa, Chordata, Actinopteri, Gonorynchiformes, Chanidae. The coding region runs from base 1 to 1053 and encodes 350 amino acids. The transcript has a single exon. The record is from RefSeq and is a predicted model, not a curated record.